Molecule: messenger RNA, 1820 nt
Organism: Vitis vinifera (wine grape)
Lineage: Eukaryota; Viridiplantae; Streptophyta; Magnoliopsida; Vitales; Vitaceae
Exons: 2
Coding region: 375-1640 (421 amino acids)
Biological process (GO): ethylene-activated signaling pathway; regulation of DNA-templated transcription
Molecular function (GO): DNA binding; DNA-binding transcription factor activity
Source: RefSeq, a predicted model, not a curated record
GGAACUCAAUUCAAACUGAAACUCUCUCCAUUGAACCGACAAGUUAUUUUUGGAAGCUCAAUUUUAUGCCCUUUGGAUACAUCUCUUCUGCGAUUAUCAAUCAAAAUACACGGUGUGAACAUGAAAAACAUAGUCGGUGUCUGAAAAAAUACCAAGGGGGACAGUGGCUAAGUGAAAAAAAUAAUAUGAUUAUCGACAUAAAGUUGGUGGUGCCAGCAAUGAGGAAACUGUUUUAAUGACGGCUCCUCGAGUUUGAAUCGUCAAUCGGUUUAUAUAGCCGUUGGUUUACGGAGCUCUCAGAAGGGUUAGCUUUUCGGAUCGAGUCGGAAUAUUUAUAUCUGGAUCAGCGUUGUUCCACCGGUUGUGUGGUGUACAUGUGCAAACUGAAGGUGGCGAAUCCACGAGACUCAGGCGAGUACGUCAGAUUUCGGGCGGCUGGUGGUGGAAAUGAAGAGGUAGUGCCACCGCCGCCGCAGCAAUCGGAGGAACCCGUGCCGGUGGUUUCUGAAACCAUGUAUUCAGGGUACAGCAGAGCUUCGGAGAUGUCGGCGAUGGUGUCGGCGUUGACGCAUGUGGUUUCUGGGCAGCGAGCCGGAGAUUAUGGUUAUGCGUCAGGGUUUGUUGGAGCGGCUGGUGGCGUGACGUCGAGUUUCGGGAGUGGUGGUUCCGGGAUUUAUACUUCUUCAUCGCCUUUGUCAGCUUACUCUUCUUCUUCUGGUUCUGGUUCUGCUUCCGGUUCUGCAUCUUGGGUUGGACAGAAGAGAGGACGUGAACUCGAAGCUGCAACUCAAUAUUCUGAAACUGUUCCCAGGGUUUAUCGAGGGUUUGGUGAUUUCAGAGUUUCUCAUAGCGAGUCAUCAUCUGGUGCAACUGGGACAGAAGAAACUACGAAUAUGCUGCCACCAACCACCGCCAUUCCUGCAACGCCCUCAACUGAACCUGCUUCAAACCAAGAAAGUGGGGAGCGAAGAAGAAGAUACAGAGGUGUGAGGCAGAGGCCAUGGGGGAAAUGGGCGGCUGAGAUAAGGGACCCUCACAAAGCUGCGAGAGUGUGGCUGGGUACAUUCGAUACAGCCGAAGCAGCUGCCAGAGCUUAUGAUGAAGCUGCGCUCAGAUUCAGAGGCAACAGAGCCAAGCUCAACUUCCCAGAAAACGUCAGAUUAAUGCCACCUCUCCAGGUUUCUCCGGCGACCCAGCUGUCCAUCUCCGGUCCGCCUGCAACCCAAUUGCCGGUUUCUUCAUCGCCGCCGCCCUUUUUUCAGGGCCAGGCCUUGCAGAACCCCGACAUUGUCAGAGACUACUGGGAAUACUCCCAGUUGCUGCAGAGCUCCGGCGACUUCCAUGGACAACAACCCACUAGUUUGUUAGAGCAGAUGUUCUAUUCCCAAUCCUUGGCUUCUCUCCAAUCCUCCGCUUCUCUCAGCUCACCAUCAAUAUCAUUUUCAUCGUCAUCUUCAUCUUCAUCCACAUCUUCACUCUCAUCCAGAUUCUCUUCAUCUUCAACUCCAUAUCCCCUGCUUUUUCCCGAGCAGCAGAUGGGAUAUCCUCAGCCACCAGGAAAUCAAGGCCAGGGUAGUAGCUCAGAUUUUCCGGCGCCGUCAUGGACGGGCUCCGGCCACUACCCCUCCUCUUCCAGUUGAUUCCGAUUUCUAUUUUAUUCCAUUUUAUUUUAUUUUAAAACCUAAAUAUCUUUCUUGCUUUUUGUUUAUGAUUGUGAUGUACUCUGUCCUUCACGUAGCUUCCUUUAUCAUAUUUUUAUUGUAAAAAAAAGGAACAGAUCAUUAAAGUUAGAGGAAAAAACAAAAACCCAUUUACAUUUA